This is a messenger RNA of Ficedula albicollis (Collared flycatcher), 2427 nucleotides long. RefSeq names its product transmembrane protease, serine 2 (gene TMPRSS2). Gene Ontology annotation, cellular component: membrane. The record is from RefSeq and is a predicted model, not a curated record. NCBI's taxonomy places the organism in Eukaryota, Metazoa, Chordata, Aves, Passeriformes, Muscicapidae. Bases 472 to 1929 code for a protein of 485 amino acids. Gene Ontology annotation, molecular function: protein binding; serine-type endopeptidase activity. The transcript is spliced from 16 exons. Gene Ontology annotation, biological process: protein autoprocessing.
AGUCCCCAUACAGAGAUGUUAAGCGUAGCACACAGCAAUACUGCAGCUAAAUCAGAGCUGUUAUUAACAGUGAGUGGAAUUUCUUCAUUUGGGAGCUUACUUUUCAAGUAGCACAAGUCGCCAGAGCAUUGUAAACAACGCGACCAUUGAGGUGGCAGCAAUUUUCCAGAGCGCCGCGUUAUUAAAUGACCCUAAAAAAGCGCAAAGAAAACAGAAGUCAUUUUCCCCGGCCGGUACUUUACGAGCAACCUUCAACAGAGAACAAGGAGCAGAAACAUCCCCCUGUGAUUUAUUUGUUUCUAAGUCUGGGCAGAGCUGCACUUCCCAACUGCUGUGAGGAGCUGGGCAAGGAUGGAUGGGACAUAAAGCAAGGCAGAAGUCCUGGAGCCUUAGUCACCAGUCUGAUGGACUUUCAGUUCACACUUUGCUCCCUGACACUUGAAUUGUUUCUGUACUGUUGACAAAGGAAUAAUGACCUCUACUCUAGGUCCACCACCGCCAUACUACGAGAACAGGGGCUUCCAGCCAGAGCCCCUCUACGCUGCCAGGCAGGCAGCAGGUGCUGCUCCUUACCCCCAGCUCUUCUCCACAAACCCUCCCUCCGUGCCAAGCUACAUGCCCAGGGUUGCCACCCACCAGCCCAGCCCGCCCGCAGCGCGCCCGCCCAGGAGAACGUGCGCCGCCAGUCUAAGGAAAACCAUAAUAAUAAUAUUAUCUAUAUUAAUAGUCAUUUGUUGUGCAAUUGCUGCUUUCUUCAUCUGGUAUUUUGUAGAGAAUACCUGUCUCAGCUCCCUGGUGGGGUGUGGAUCCUCGGGGGUGUGCAUGUCCCCCUCCCAGUGGUGUGACGGAGUGAGCGACUGCCCCAACGGGGAGGACGAGACCCGCUGUGUUAGACUUUUUGGACCAAAUUUUAUCCUGGAAGUUUAUUCACCUGUCAGCAACUCCUGGUAUCCUGUUUGCCAUGAUGACUGGAAUGAUGAUUAUGGGAAGAUUGCAUGCAGAGACAUGGGCUACAACGUAGAUACGUAUUUCUACAGUCAUGGGGUACCCCCUGAAGCCAGCUUUAAGAGCUACAUGAAGCUGAACACAAGUGCUGGGAAUAUAGACUUGUACAAAAAGCUGUACAACAGUGGUUCCUGUGCCACAGGAAACGUGGUUUCUCUGCGCUGCAUAGAGUGUGGCCUGUCCAGCAAGGGCGUGAGCACGAUGAACAGGAUCGUGGGUGGCAGCGGGGCCGUGCUGGGGCAGUGGCCCUGGCAGGUCAGCCUGCACGUGCAGGGCACCCACGUCUGCGGGGGCUCCAUCAUCACCCACAGCUGGAUUGUGACAGCAGCACACUGCGUGGAAGGGCGACUUUCUGACCCACACAGCUGGAGGGUUUAUGCUGGGAUUCUGAACCAGGAUGAGAUGCUCUUUAGAAGUGGAUACAAAGUGCAGCUGAUAAUUUCCCAUCCAGAUUAUGACACAGACUCUAAAGACAAUGAUGUUGCCCUUAUGAAGCUGGAGACACCACUGAGUUUUACUGAAACUGUGAAGCCAGUUUGUCUGCCCAAUCCAGGAAUGAUGUUCCAGCCUAACCAGCAGUGCUGGAUAUCAGGGUGGGGAGCAGAGUACCAAGGAGGUAAAACAUCAAAUAACUUGAAUUACGUUGCGGUGCCCUUGAUAGAGCGUUCGAGGUGUAAUGCAGUUUUUAUCUACAAUGGCAUGAUUCUGCCCACAAUGAUCUGUGCUGGAGACCUAGCAGGGGGAGUUGAUUCCUGUCAGGGGGACAGUGGAGGUCCUCUGGUGACUCUCCACCACUCUGUGUGGUGGCUGGUCGGAGAUACCAGCUGGGGCACUGGCUGUGCCACUCCCAACAAACCUGGAGUGUAUGGCAAUAUGACUGUGUUUACAGACUGGAUUUAUAGAAAUAUGCAGGCGAACAGAUGACAAUACUCUCCUUGCUAAUCGAUGUUCCUGAGGACAAGAAUAAAUGAAACCAUGGGGGCCUGGGAUAUUUAUUCACUUUGUGGUUGAUUUUAUUUUUCCUCUUUGAUUUUUCUUUUAAAAAGUAACAUGAAGGAUUGCGCACUUGGUUCUGUGCUGGCUACAGUGAUGGAUCUCAGUCAGUGAAGGUUUAUCACAAUGAGCACCUUUCUUCUCCUUGUGGUGCCUGGCAGAGUCAUUCUGUCAACUGCUUGCUGAAAUGUCUCUCUUUUGUUGAGUAACUUUUGCUUGAUAAUCAGGCUUACAAUGACAAUUUAAAUCACAAUUUAAUUUCUGAUUUCCUUAGCAGGAUGCUGAGACGGUUUAGUAGUUUUUAAAUUAAAUGUUAAGUCAUGUGAAUGUUGAAUCUCUGAGCUGCUGGUUGGCAAUUUAAAAAGAAAUUAAUGUUUUUUUAGUACAGAAUUAGAAAAUGAUUUGGGUUGGAAAGGACCUUAAGGAUCA